Saxophila tyrrhenica is the source of this 876-nucleotide messenger RNA. RefSeq lists its product as uncharacterized. The record is from RefSeq and is a predicted model, not a curated record. NCBI's taxonomy places the organism in Eukaryota, Fungi, Ascomycota, Dothideomycetes, Mycosphaerellales, Extremaceae. Gene Ontology annotation, molecular function: oxidoreductase activity. Bases 1 to 876 code for a protein of 291 amino acids. The transcript is spliced from 4 exons.
AUGACGGCGGUCAAUAUAACGGACGCUGAUGUCGGCGACAAGCUCCGUGGCAAGAGUGCCAUAGUGACCGGAGGUUCAUCUGGCAUCGGCCAGGGCAUCGUGCACUACUUGACAACAGCCGGCGUCAAGGUGCUCAUCGGUGACCUCCAGGAGCCAUCCGAACCCAUCGACGGACCGAUUUUCCAAAAGACAGAUGCAGGCGAAUGGGAUGACCUCCUCGCACUCUUCAAGCGUGCUGAGAAGGAGUUUGGUCGGAUCGAUAUCGUUGUUCCGAAUGCUGGGUUUGGUGAUAGGGGCGACUAUUUCGACCACAAAGACGACCAGGGCGACCCCGUCAAGCCAGAGUUUGCUUGUAUGAAGGUGACGCUGAUCGGUCAGAUGUACACCGUCAAGCUAGCAAUGCACUUCAUGCGCAAGCAGCAGCCGCAGGGAGGCGUCAUCGUGUCGACCGUCAGUCGGUCCGGUUAUGACUGCCAGUCUAUACCGGUGUACGCAGUCUCGAAGCACGGCAUGAUCGGCCUCAUGCGUGGACUGAGGAACCACACACCGCACUGGAACAUCCGGGUUAAUUCGAUCGCGCCUCAUGUUACCGAUACGGCGGCGGUAAGGAAGCUACCGAGUCUGGUGCCUGAUCUGCAGCGGAUUGGGAUACCUGUGAGUACGGUAGAGGAGACUGCGAGAGCUGCGGCGUUCCUUGCGGCGGAUGAAAGCUACAACGGCUGUACGAUUAGUAUAAUGGGGAGUGAAUAUCGAGAGUUGGAAAGUGGUGUUGAGAAACAUAAGAGAGAUGUGAUGGGUAAUGAUCCGAGGUUCGAUAUGAAUGCUGAGCAGCAGGAGGUGAUGGACAACAUCUUCCCGCCGGCAUCGAAGUGGUAG